Messenger RNA from Pseudozyma hubeiensis SY62, 3018 nucleotides. Its product is annotated as potential mitochondrial maintenance protein. Gene Ontology annotation, molecular function: nucleic acid binding. Bases 1 to 3018 code for a protein of 1005 amino acids. The record is from RefSeq and is a predicted model, not a curated record. The transcript has a single exon. Gene Ontology annotation, cellular component: mitochondrial inner membrane. Lineage: Eukaryota; Fungi; Basidiomycota; Ustilaginomycetes; Ustilaginales; Ustilaginaceae.
AUGUUCCUCACGAGGGCUUCAUCUCGUGCCCGGUGCGCUGGCGGCUUCGGCCCUGCCGUCUCACUGCGCACUCGAUACGGUAGCUCAUCCUCGUUUACCAGCACGAAAGCAAGCGCAUCGACAUUAGCCUCGGCUCGUAUUGUGGCAUUCUCAGCGCUUGCUCCUUCGCGUGCGCUCGCUGUGAACCGCCUAGACCGACGAAUCCCAAUCCUCGCGGCAAACCAUCACCUCGGCUCUCGAUGGUCUUCUUCAGCAGCGCUCGCUUCCACCUCGCCAGAGGCCGCCAAAGUUGCAGAAGAUGCCGAGACUGAGACCGAGAACGAUCCUUUCCGCAAGAUCGGCUACCUGUACUUUGAUACCGUCUUCCCCAUCCGGCUUGGUUUCUGGGACAUUCGAUACAUGCUCGCCUCGCUAGAGAAACGUUCCGUCCUCGAUCGCGUCAAGGCCAGCUUGCCUCCCGAUCAAAGCGUCGGCUACGGCUUCAAAGUCAUCGGUGCAGAAGAGCGUAUGAAGGAUGGAGGAGCCUUUGUCACUUUUUCCUACAGAGAAGACCCCAACGAAAAGAACGAAGAGUCGCUCAACAACAUCGAGAAGCGUCUCAAGUCCGGUGUUCGACGUGUCUUCAAUCCGCUCCUCUUCUUCCUCGGCACUCCUGGCGUCCAUGUCGUGCGAGGCAAGCCGUUCCGCGAGGAUAUGAACAUCUUCCCUGCCACGCGCAUCUUCGUCAAGCUCGAAGGCGGAGACGCUAGUGAGGAGCAGCUCUGGCAGACGUUGCGUCCCUACGGUCGCAUCGUCUCGAUCGUCAAGGAAAAGCCUUCCGAGGCUCUGGUCACCUUUUCGCGCAUCCGAGGUGCUACCAGCGCCCGCAACUGUGCUCACGGCCUGGAGCUACCCAAUGGCGCCAGAUUCAUCAUCACCUUCCGCAGCAUGCUCCGCAGCAAGCAGGCGUGGGACUGGAUCACGAACCAUCCAAGGCUGGUCUUUCCCCUGGUCGCUUUCCUCAUCGGCGGCAUCUCGUACAUGGUCUUUGAUCCCGUGCGCGAGUUCAUGGUCGAGAGCAAGGUGCACAACACGUUUUCGCUGGAUGAAUAUCGCGUCUACACCUGGCUCAAACGCAACACCGUGGGUCUGUUCAAGGACACCGACGGCGAUGCUAAGGGAGACGUCGACGACUGGUGGGAGCGCAGGCAAUCGGCAGAGACGAUUCAGGAGUGGAUCCGCGAGAAGCCGUCCACGUUCGUCACCAUCUCUGGCCCACGCGGAUCGGGCAAGACGGGUCUGGUGGGCAAAGCCAUCACGCGCGAAGUCCAGCAUCUCGUGAUCGACUGCGAUGCCAUCGCCAAGACGGCCAAGAACGACUCGCUGCUCAUCGACGCCUUGGCCAACGAGACGGGCUACUGGCCUGUGUUCAGCUGGCUGAGCAGCAUCAACAGCAUGAUCGAUCUCGCGGCGGUCGGUCUCAUCGGGUCCAAGGCUGGAUUUGCUACGCCGACCGAUGCACAGCUCAAGCAGAUCCUGGGCGUCACCACCAACGCGCUCAACCACAUCAACGAGCAGACGCAGAAACGCAUCGCAAAGGCGGAAAAAGCUCGCCUUGCGGCAGAGAAGAAGCUCAAGACCACAUCGGUACCUACUCCCACGACUGGUUUGACUGCCGUGCAGAACAGCGCUGCCGCGGAGAAGGAGUCGCUCGAAGAGAAGGCUUCGGCGCUGGCACACAACACGAUGGAAUCACUGCACAGCCUCGUAUCUGGCGAUGAUGCGGACGCGGAUGGGAAGAAGGACAAGAAGAAAUCCUUCGACUCGCCCGUGGUCGUCAUCAAGCAGUUCCAUCACAAGGGUAUCAAGCAGGCCAUCCUGCAUCAAGUGCUGGCCGAGUGGGCGGCGGAGUUGGUGACCAACGGUAUCGCCCAUGUCGUGUUUGUGUCGGACAAUCCGGUCGGGAUGGGUAAGGAGCUGGCAAAGGCAUUGCCGAAUGUUCCAUUCCAGGGCAUUGCGCUUGCUGAUGCAGAAGAAGACAAGGCGCGAAGCUACGUGUUCAACAAACUCAAGGAGAUGGGUCGGCUGCCUACGCUCGAUAGUGCCGAUGCAAAAUCGUCGCCGCCGAGCUACGGAGCGACUGCUUCGCAGUUCCAAGCAACACCAGCUGAAUUCGCAAAGUCAAACGCGGACUACACUGAUGAAUCAAGAGGAACUACGAAGAGCUCCGAGCCGCAGCACGCUUCUGCGUUGGACGAAGAAACAGCCUCUUGGGUCGACAAGCUCGGCGGUCGGCUCACAGAUCUCGAAACAUUGGUGCAAAAAGUAUCUUUGGGCCAGACAGUCGAAUCUGCCGUGCAAGACAUUAUCUCGCGCAGCGUGGUCGAGCUGCGCAAGAACGCGUUCGGCGACGACUCUGGCGAGGCCUCCUCCCUCCCCUGGACGCGAUCCCAGGCGUGGACCGUCGUCAACAAGCUCGCCAAGACGGGCGAGAUUUCGUACUACGGUCUGCUGCACAACGAGUUCAAAGGAAACGAAUCGGCGAUCAAGUCGCUCGAGCAGGCCGAGAUCAUCUCGGUGCGACAUCACGACGGACGACCCUCGGCCAUCCGCGCCGGUCGACCCGUCAUGCAGGAAGCGAUCAAACGUCUGGUAGGGGACAAAGUGUUCAACGAUACGCAGACGUUGAUGGCCAACGCGGGGGCGAUCGAGUCGGCAGAGAAAUCGAUGAGGACCAUCGAGGCUGAAAUUGCGGACAUCAGCAAGAUGAUCCAAGGCUCGCCGUUCAAGGUCGUUUCGGGAGCUGGAUCGACGAGCGGAGCGGUGCUACCGAGCGACGAGAAGAAGGAAGGUGGCAGCGGGUUGUUGGGGAUCUUCGGCGGUGGAAGUGGUGGACAGAGUGCGAUCAGUACCAGUGAAGCGGCCAAGGCGAGGACCGAAUUUUUGAUGUUCAAGAUGGCCGAGUUGCAGACCAAGAUCUCCAAGCUGGAUGCCAAGAACACGGGCAUCAAGGCAAGGUUGGCCAGCCAUGUAGAUUGA